This is a messenger RNA of Arachis ipaensis, 3682 nucleotides long. Its product is annotated as TMV resistance protein N. Gene Ontology annotation, molecular function: protein binding. Gene Ontology annotation, biological process: signal transduction. The record is from RefSeq and is a predicted model, not a curated record. Lineage: Eukaryota; Viridiplantae; Streptophyta; Magnoliopsida; Fabales; Fabaceae.
CUAAUGUUGCAGUUUGUAAUAUCAUAAUUCAUGGAUUUUGUGAAAUGGGGCAUGCUUGAUAGGGCUCUCGAGUUUUAUGAUGAGAUUGUUAGGGUUAGGGUUAGGCCUGAUCUGUUCACUUUUAACAUUUUGAUCAGUGGUUAUUGUAGGAAUUUGAAGUUUGGGUUGGCAUUGGAGAUGUUCAAGGAGAUGAGAAAGAUGGGCUGUGAGCCAAAUGUGGUUACUUUCAACACUUUGAUUAAGAAGAUGUUUAGGGAGGGAAAGGUUGAAGAAGGGAUUGGGAUGGCUCAUGAGAUGAUUGACUUGGGUUGCGAGUUCUCCAAUGUCACUUUUGAGAUUCUGGUUCGCGGGCUUGGCGAGAAAGGAAAGGUUUUGCAGGCAUGUGAGCUGUUACUUGAUUUCUCCAAAAGGGGAGUUUUGCCUAAAGGGUAUGAUUAUUUUGAUUUGGUCGAUGCUCUGUGUGGGAAUGGAGAUGUUGAUAGAGCACUGGGGCUAAUUUAUGAGUUGUGGGAGAAAGGAUGUGUGCCGAGCUUGAUUGCUUGCAUUGUGAUGAUUGAUGGGUUGAGAAGCUCAAGGAAGACUAAAGAAGCUUGGAGAUUGGUGGAAAAGAUGCUUAAAGAGGGUAUGAUACCAGAUGUUAUUACUUUCAAUUGUGUGCUUCAGGAUAUUUGCAAGGUGCGACAAACAGAGGAAGCAAAUAAAUUAAGAUUACUUGCUUUUAGCAAGGGUUUAGGGUUUGAUGACGUGACAUAUAAAAUUUUGGUUAAUGGAUACACAGGAGAGGGCCAGAAAAUAGAGGGAGAGUCAGUGGUGAAUGAGAUGUUGGAUAGGGGAUUCCUACCUGAUCUUGCUUCAUAUAAUGAAUUGAUGAAUGCGCUAUCCACUUGUCAACGACACUCCACCCACCAUCAGGCUAAUAAACUUGACCACACAUAAUACAAGUGUUCAAGGUUUAAUUAUAAUUGAAGCCUAGGAUAAGUGAUUUAUGGAUGAUUCAGAGCUCAAUAUGAAAAACCUUCAGAUGAUUAUAUUGUUAUUUCGGGGCUUACACUGCAAUGUCUAGUGCAUCCUCCAUGCUGACUUCUUUCAAUGAGACCUGGGUGUGGUGAAAAUGUAGCUGGAUUCUCAGAUACUUGUGUGAUCUUCGAUCAUUUUUGCAAGGAAGAGGAUAUGGCUGCGCAUGCUUCUUCUGAGAUUAUUAAGUAUGAUGUCUUCCUCAGCUUCAGAGGCACAGACACUCGCCGUGGUUUUCUCAGCCAUCUGCGCAAGGCUUUAGAGGACAAGCACAUCAAGACAUACGUGGAUUACAUGCUCAGAGAAGGAAUUGAAAUAUUGCACUCACUCCUUGCAGCCAUUGAACAAUCAGAAAUUGCUUUGAUCAUAUUCUGCCAGGAUUAUGCAUCUUCCCAAUGGUGUUUGGAAGAACUAGCCAAAAUAUUGGAAUGCAGGAAACAAAAUGGUCAAAUUAUAAUACCUAUUUUCCAUAAUGUAGACCCAUCAUGGGUGCGCCGCCAAAAGGAAAGUUAUCACCAUGCGCUUGCUAAUCAUGAGGUGAGGUUUGCAGACAGGGUGCAAAUCUGGAGAGAUGCUCUCAAGGAAGCUGCCAACUUGUCUGGAUUCCAUUCACCGUCAUCAAGCUUCAGGAACGAUGCUGACCUUGUUGAUGAAAUUGUCAAAGUGUCUUACAAAGGUUAAACCAAUCACCCCAAGGUGAUUUGCAGGGUCUUGUUGGAAUUCAUGGACCAAUUGAAAAGCUAGUAUCGUUGUGCAUGGAAUCUGAAGCUGUUAUUGUUGGCCUUUGGGGCAUGGGCGGCGUUGGUAAGACAACUCUUGCGACUGCAGUUUUCAAUAGAUUGUGUGAUGGAUUUGAAGGAUUUUGCUUUUUGAACAAUGUAAGAGAAAGAGCUGAGAAAUAUGGUAUAGAUCAUUUGAAGACAGAACUUCUUUCCAAACUGCUAAAGGAAGAAGAUGCAAGUCCCUUUGUCACGCCUGGUGGGAUAACUAAUUUUGCCAAGAAAAGACUUAGUCGAACAAAGGUUCUUGUUGUUCUUGAUGAUGUCAAUGAUUCAGAUCAAAUGGAAGAUUUAUCUGGAGGACAUACAUGGUUUGAGGCAAGUAGCAGAAUCAUAGUGACAACAAGAGAUAAGUAUGUUCUUGCUACAGCUGAUGCAGAUCAUAUACAUGAAGUUAAGACAUUGAAUCCUGAUGAAUCUCUUUGGCUUUUCAACUUGAAUGCCUUUAAGCAAAACUGCGUUAUAAAAGCAUAACAAGUUGAGUUAUCCAAGAGGGUGCUUAAUUAUUGCAAAGGCCUCCCUUUAGCAUUAAAAAUCUUGGGUUCCUUCCUUAAAGGGAAAAACUCAACAAGAUUGGGAAAGUGAACUGGCCAAACUUGAAAAGAUGCCUGAUGAAAAAAUCCAAAGUAUAUUGCGAUUGAGUUAGAUCGUAAUGAUUGGAAUAUAUUUUUGGAACUUGCAUGUUUCUUUGAUACAAAUACAGAAGAAGAGCAGAUAAAAUCUCUUCUUGAUUGCUGUGGAUACACAACUACUAUCGGGUUGACAAAUCUUUCUAAUAAAGCUCUUAUUUCCAUUUCAAACAAUUGUGUGUCAAUGCAUGACUUAAUUCGAGAAAUGGGUCGUGAAAUUGUUCGCGAAGAAUGUCUAGAUGAUCCAGGAAAACGCAGUAGACUAUGGGAUUCUUGUGAUACCUAUAUAGUACUGAAAUACAGUAAGGGAACUCAAGCUAUUCAAAGUAUCACUUUAAACAUGUAUGAAAUUGAUACGAUAAGGUUGCACCCUGAGACAUUUGAAAGAAUGCCAAAACUGAAGCUUGUUAGAUUUCAUGCACCCGAUUUCUGAAGAAAGUUGUGUGCUCCAGAAGAUAUUACAUCCCUGCCAAAGAAGUUAAGCUACUUUCAUUGGGAUGAGUUUCCUUUGAAAUCUUUGCCGUCUUCUUUUGGUGUUGAGAGAAUUGUUGAAAUCAUAAUGCCCAAUAGUGGAUUCAAACGCUUUGGGAAGGUGAACAGGUAUGGAAAGAGACAACAUUGUUCUUCAUUUAUAAUUCCAACAAGAUUGUGAAAUUAUUUUGAUGCCAUACACAUGCAUGUAUACCUACCUUUUAAUGAGUUAAUUUCAGAAUCUUGUAAGUCUAAGGAAAGUGGAUCUAGAUGGUUCGUCAAGCCUAAUGGAGCUCCCAGAUUUAUCAAAAGCUUCAAAUCUUAGAGAAGUGAGUAUCUCUGGUUGCAAGAGUCUGCGUCAAGUUCCUCCAUCUGCUGUGUGUUCCCAGAAGCUGAAAUACCUGAAAGUGAGCAACUGUGAGAGCCUUGAAAGGAAGAAUUUCCUUUCUGCCCCCACUCCCCACAACACCCACUUCGCCCUUUUUGUGCAUACGAGGGAUUAGGGCAGACAAAUUUGAAGGAUUGGGAGAGGAAACGAAACGGCGUCGUUUUCGUCUCCAGGGACUUAUAUGUCUUGUUACGAAAUGCUCCAUGCCACCUGGCCUCCUUUACGGCCAGCUCAGCGCCAACUCUGUCAGUUCAGCUUUUUCCGUCUAGUGCAAACGGCUGAAUUCAACGGAAGGACAUAAAUGUCCACGUUUUUAAGGUGUGAGGGACUUUAAUGUAUUUUCCAUUCCUUGAGGACGAAAAUGUCCGCGAAAAAAAGGUCAAGGACCUAUUUGUCCUUUA